Molecule: messenger RNA, 4059 nt
Organism: Tyto alba (common barn owl)
Lineage: Eukaryota; Metazoa; Chordata; Aves; Strigiformes; Tytonidae
Gene: ESPN
Product: espin
Exons: 13
Coding region: 39-3584 (1181 amino acids)
Biological process (GO): actin filament bundle assembly
Cellular component (GO): cytoplasm
Molecular function (GO): actin filament binding
Source: RefSeq, a predicted model, not a curated record
CCGGGGCCGGCGGGGCCGGGGCCGGGGCGGGGGCCGGGAUGGCGCUGGAGCGGGCGCUGCUGGCGGCGCGGCAGGGAGACGUGGAAGCGCUGCGGGGGCUGCGGGCGGCCGGGCUGCUGCGGCCGGGGCUGCGGGACGCCCUGGGUGCCUCCCCCGCGCACCACGCCGCCCGCGCCGGCCGCCUCGCCUGCCUCCGGUACCUGGUGGCCGAGACCGCGCUCCGCGGGGACGCGCGGGCGCGCAACGGGGCCACACCGGCCCACGACGCCGCCGCCACCGGCAACCUGGCCUGUCUCCAGUGGCUGCUCACGCAGGGGGGCUGCGGCGUGCAGGACACAGACAACUCCGGUGCCACCAUCCUACACCUGGCAGCCCGCUUCGGUCACUACGAGGUGAUCGACUGGCUCCUCCGCUUCGGAGGCAGCGACCCCACGGCAGCCACUAACACGGGAGCGCUGCCCGUCCACUACGCUGCGGCCAAAGGGGAUUUCCCUUCCCUGCGCCUCCUCUUGGGACACUGCCCCAGCACGCUGAGUGCCCAGACCAAGACGGGGGCCACCCCGCUGUACCUCGCCUGCCAGGAGGGCCACCUGGAGAUCAUCCAGUACCUGGUGCAGGACUGCGGGGCCGACCCCCACGCGUGCGCCCACGACGGCAUGACCCCGCUGCAUGCCGCCGCCCAGAUGGGCCACAACACCAUCAUCGUCUGGCUGAUGAGUUUCACGACGGUGAGCCUGUCGGAGCGGGACACCGAAGGCGCCACGGCCAUGCACUUUGCCGCCAGCCGUGGCCACGCCAAAGUGCUGAGCUGGCUGCUGCUGCACGGCGGGGAGAUCACUGCCGACAGCUGGGGCGGCACGCCGCUGCACGACGCUGCCGAGAACGGCGAGCUGGAGUGCUGCCAGAUCCUGGUGGUGAACGGCGCCGACCUCAGCAUCCGCGACCAGGACGGCUACACCGCGGCCGAACUCGCCGAGUACAACGGGCACGGCCACUGCGCCCAGUACCUGCGCACCGUGGAGAACAUGAGCGUGGAGCACCGCGUGCUGUCGCGAGACCCCUCGGCGGACGGGGAGUGCCGGCAGCCCGACUCGGGCAUGUCAUCGCCCAACACCACGGCAUCGGUGCCCCAGGCACGCUUUGAGGUGGGCUCCCCUGCCAGCACCCUCUCCAACUACGACUCCUGCCACUCCAGCCAGUCCAGCACCGGGGAGAAGAGGGGCGGCCCCCUCGGGGCCCCCACCGCCCGGGUGCCCGAGCCGGCGCUGGCGGACAUGCAGGCGUACAUGGACAUGCUGGACCCUGAGACGCGGCCGCGGGGCCGGGGGCUGGUGCGUGAGGGCCCCUCCCCACCGCCGCCCCCCACCUUCCCCCCGCCGCCACCCCCGCCCCCUGACACCCAGCCGCCCCCGCCACCCCCCGACUACCCCGCGCCCCCCGCGCCCCCUGCAGCCCCCCACACCGCCGACAUCUAUGUGCGGGCCAAGAACAACCUGCGGCAUGUGGAGAGCCUGGCGCUGCGCCGAGAGCGGGCGUCACGUGAGAGCAGCCCCGAGGGCCUGCGCAGGGCCGAUUCCACCAGGCGAUCGAGGAAUUUCAGCAAGCAGCCGAGCACCGGCGACUACUACAAGCAGCUGGGACACGGCGCGGCCAAGCAGCCCGGCCCGUGGCGAAUGGCGCACAGCGAGGAGGCAUCGCCCAUCUCGGCCGACACCAUGCGCAAUGGGGAGAGCAGGCCCGGUGCCGAGCUGCCGCCUCCGCCACCGCCCCCGCCGCUGCCUGACGCCGCCUGCCCGCUGCCCCCACCGCCACCCCCGCUGGCCGAGACCCCCGCCGGCCCCCGCCGCUCCUCUUCCUCCACAGGAAGAGGAAAGGCGCUCAGGCAGAUGAAGAGCACCAAGUCCUUCAACAUGAUGUCCCCCACCGGUGACAACUCAGAGCUGUUGGCCGAGAUCAAGGCCGGGAAGAGCCUCAAGCCAACGCCGCAGAGCAAAGGCUUCACCACCAUCUUCUCCGGCAGCGGCCAGGCAGGGGCCAACGCAGAGUCGCCGGCAUCCUCCCCGUCACCCACAAGGACGCCCACCCCACCGGCCACCCCCGAGGCUGCCGGGCCACCGCGUUGCCUGGCAGGGGGCUCGCCCGAGCCGGUGCUGAAUGGGAGCUCACCGGUGCCGGCGGCGGGGGCAGGGGUGGCAGGGGAGGCCGAGGCGCUGGUGCCGAGCCACGACGAGCAGGGCCGGCCCAUCCCCGAGUGGAAGAGGCAGGUGAUGGUGCGCAAGCUGCAGCUCCGCAUGCAGGAGGAAGAGGAGCAGCGGCGCAAGCCCGGGAGCUACUCGCCGCCCCUGUGCCGGUGCAGGCCACCCGCCCGCGGGGGCACGCCGGGACCCGCCGGGCAGCCGAUGCGGGAGGAGGACUUGUGGCACCUGGAGAGGCAGCUGGGGAGCCUGCGGGUGAUGCACCAUGCGCAGCCGGUGCAGCCGGAGGAUGAGCUGCCGCUGCUCCCGCCGCUGCCGGCCGCCCCGGCACCCCGGCGCUUUGCCCUCGCCCGCGAUGACCCGCUCGCCCGCAGCCGCCAGCCCCCCGCGCUGCCAAGGAGCACGGCCAUGCCGCCGGCCACCCUGGGGGGCUGGGAGGGCCCCAGGGCUGGGGGGGCGGAGGGCGGCCCCGGCGCCCACCACGAUGCCCAGCGCGAGAUCCUGGGCUGCGGUGUCUCCGUCCGCAGCCUCAAGGCCAACUACGAGGGGCCGGGGGGGGCCCCCGCGCCCCUCCCCAGGGUCACCAAGCGCAAGUGGGCGCAGCCCCCCCGCAGCACCCGCCGGCCCGUCCUGGAGGAGGAAUAUGGGGACGGGGCACUGCGGCGGAGCCGGCCGGCACCGCCGGAGCUGAGCGGCCCACGGGAGCGUGCUGAAGCGCGCAAGGAGCGUGCCGUCGUCUUCUUCCUGGAACACUGGAAGAAGCGGGCGCUGGCGGCGGUGUCCAGGGAGGAGCGGCCACAGCGGCCAGGAAGACGGCGCCCGGCGGCGGGGCGGCUGCUGGCCCGGUGGAGGAGCAUCGCCCGCCGGGUGCCGGGGCGGCAGAUCCGGCGGCUGAGCCGUGCCACGGUGCUGUACUGGCCCCAGCACUUCCUGCCCUACAUCGGCGGCUCGCCCAUGCCCCACGACAGCCUCCCACUCGACCUCUUCAUGCUGGGCUACUUCCAGCUGCUGGAGAUGCCGCUCAGCCCCGAGGAGCGGCGCUUCCGCCACCUCCUCUGCUACGAGAUGUUUGACCGCCUGGGCAGCCACAGUUGGCACCACGUCCGACGCUUCCACCGCGCCGCGCUGGAGCGGGUCGAGGCCGGCCACCGCCACUGGCUCGACGGCUUUGAGGAUCUCGUGCAGGAGUUUUUUGGGGACGGCACCGCCGCGGUGGCGGAGAGCCCGCCAGAGCCCCCCCCCAUGGCCCUGGGAGGGGAGGGGGCAGCAGCACCAGUGCCGGUGCCAGUGCUGGAGCUGGGCGAGUUCAGCGAGGAGGACGUCUGCCGCUUCAUCGACCGGAGCUUCUCCUUCUGGAAGGAGAAGGAAGCGGAGAUGUCCGACACCUGAGCCCGGCGGGAUGCUACGGCUGUGCCAGCAGUGUGGUGCGGGGCUGGCCAGGAGCGGGCACCGGGGGCCGCGAGACCCAGUGCCCGGGGAUGCUCAGCCGCCUCUGCGGCUCUGGCAGUGCCGCGGCCUGGCUCAGCGCAGGGCUCAGGGUCGGUUUGCGUGGCCCCGGGCCGAGGUUGCAGUGUGCCGCUUGCCGUGGCUGUGUGUUGUGCGGGGGGGGGGCAGCACCGGGGCUGCGCUCCCCUCUGGCGUGGCGUUUGCGGUGCUGGGGCGGCGUGGGCCCCCGCGUGUCAGUGCAAUAAAGCUGUGGUGUGCUGCGAAGGGCUGGCCACGCUGCGCGCUCCUUCCUCCUCCCCGCGCCGGCAGAAGGCGGGCGGUGAGGGGCGGCGAUGGCGAGGUGCCGGGGCGAUGCCGCUGCCCCGUGGCGCCGGCGGUGUGGGUGGGCUCCCGGCGGUGCCAGUAACGUGGCUGUCUG